Messenger RNA from Chironomus riparius, 529 nucleotides. NCBI's taxonomy places the organism in Eukaryota, Metazoa, Arthropoda, Insecta, Diptera, Chironomidae. The record is from the annotation of a GenBank genome assembly.
GCCUAAUAAACAACAAAUAAGAUAACAACAAGUCAAGAAAGUAUAAUACAAUUGGAAUUGGAUGAUGAUGAAGAAGAAAAUGAAACGCCUCAUCAAAGACGUCGCUAUAGUGUCUCUCCGAUGCCUCAGAUCCGUUCAAGUGAAUCACAGACAUCCGGUAGAUCAUCACCCGAGUUUCCAAACGAUGACAUUACCCAACCACAAAUUGACGUCAUUCUUAUUCACAAAGUGAAUAAUAACGAUUGUAGCUGCAGCUCGUUGGGUAACGACAAGAAAAUUUCAAUGGAUGGUUAUGCAACCUAUCCUGUUUCGCGUAAAAAUGGAAGCAAAUGUUCAUGUGAUGAAAAUAAUUCUCAAAAUACUCAUCAAACAUUGGAUUUUCCGAAAACGAAAAAGCACUCAAAACGUCCAACGAUAUUAAUGUCAGACAGCGACUGUGAUCAGAAUCCGGAAAAUUUUGAUAAUUCUGGGGUCAAAAAUUGACCAAAACUAUAAAAAUCCUUUUAUUUGCAGUCUUCUUAAUUCCAAC